Molecule: messenger RNA, 585 nt
Organism: Aptenodytes forsteri (emperor penguin)
Lineage: Eukaryota; Metazoa; Chordata; Aves; Sphenisciformes; Spheniscidae
Product: E3 ubiquitin-protein ligase MARCH3
Exons: 3
Biological process (GO): protein ubiquitination
Molecular function (GO): zinc ion binding; ubiquitin-protein transferase activity
Source: RefSeq, a predicted model, not a curated record
AUGUCGCCCAGCGUUCGGAAGCCAGUUGCGGCGGAGUUGCAGACAGGGAGGGAUGUGCCCCUUCCCCCCGCCCCACCGCCAGUUGCAGACAGGGAUGUGCCCCUUCCCCCCCCCUUGGGGGGGGUCGGCCCCCCCCACCCCCCCCAUGAGGACGAGAUAGAUGGGGACCCGCCCCCCACCGCCAUGAGGACGAGCCGCUGCAGUCACCUGCCGGGAGUCCCACCGGAGCGCCCGCGCCCUCUGGCACCCGAAGGCAAGACCCUGCCCGGUGGCAGUGGCGGCGGCCUAGCCGGCAGCUGCCCGCAGUAUGUCAUGCAGGUGUCGGCCAAAGAUGGGCAGCUGCUCUCCUCCGUCGUGCGGACACUCGCCACGCAGAGCAGCCCCUUCAAUGACCGGCCAAUGUGCAGGAUCUGCCAUGAGGGCAGCAGUCAGGAAGACCUGCUUUCCCCCUGUGAAUGUACGGGGACCCUGGGGACUAUUCACCGCAGCUGCCUGGAGCACUGGGAGUCGUCUUCAAACACCAGCUACUGUGAACUCUGCCACUUCAGGUUUGCAGUGGAGCGCAAACCCAGGCCAUUGAUGGAG